GACUUGGAUUGGGACUUGGGAGAAAGGAUUUUGAAAACAAAGUCUCUCCGUGUCUCCUCUGCUCAGUCGCGGAGAAACUGCAUCAGAUCUAUCGGAGGAAGAAGAUGUUUGAGCCUCAACACUUCGUGGAUUUACAAGGCGAUUCCGGGUUUGGAGACGCGAGCUCCUGGCUCUCCGGCGACGACGAUCUCCGGCGGCCUCACCAGUCCUCAGCCGCCGCGAGCUCCGGCAAUGGGAACCUCGAUCGCCGCCUCUUCAAUGACCUUGUCGAGAUGGUGCCUCUCAUUGAGCAUUACAUCGAUCAGAAAGAAAGAAGUUCGUUUAAGCGGCGUGGUUCCAUGAUAUACACAAAAACGCCUUCCAGAGAAGCCUUAGCCAGAAGGGUCCCUGAUCUGAGGGGGCGGAAUGCUUCUCAACCGAUCCCUGGUAGAAAAAAGAGAGACCCUGAAGGCAACAAUGAUGGUAAGAGUGAAAACAAAGAGCAAGAUGGCGAAAAUGUGAGGGCUUUGGCUACUGCUGAGAGGGAAGAAAUGAAAAGUCUGAGAGAGAAAGUUGAUGAGUUGCAAAGAAAAUUGCUGGAGAAAGAUGAGCUUUUGAAAUCAAUGGAACUUUCAAAGAAUCAGGUGAAUGAGACUCAUGCAAAGCUUGAAGAGAUGAAGCGGUUGGUCACCGAGAAGGAGUCUUUCAUUAAGUCUAUGCAGUCACAAUUAUCUGACACAAAGUUCAAACUUGCAGACAAGCAAGCGGCACUCGAGAAGACUCAGUGGGAAGCAAAGACCACAGGCACGAAAGCAACCAAGCUUCAAGAAAUGCUAGAUGCUGUGCAGGGAGAGGUCUCUUCAUUCAUGAGACUAUUCGAAGCAUUGACAAAAAGUGAUUCCAACAAGAAAUAUGAUGGAGUUUUUGAUGUGACCCCAUAUGAAUUCGAUCAUCUUCCUUAUAUUGAUGAUAUAGAUGAAACCCACCUCAGGAAAAUGGAAGAAGCAAGAGAAACAUACGUUGCAGCUGUUGCUACUGCAAAGGAAAAACAAGAUGAAGAAUCCAUGGCAGCCGCUGCAAAGGCGAGAGCGUAUCUGCAGUCUAUAGCAUUUAUGUACUAAUCCCCGAUAACUUGCCCCGGUCUGUUCGUCUGUUUAGAUGUAUAUUAAAUCUUAGAAUGAGAUAUCAUAUAAGAUAUGUUACUGAAAUCUAGUGUUUCGUUUCGUUUGUGGGAUCUCAAGCUUUUAGCUCA
Molecule: messenger RNA, 1231 nt
Organism: Tarenaya hassleriana
Lineage: Eukaryota; Viridiplantae; Streptophyta; Magnoliopsida; Brassicales; Cleomaceae
Exons: 5
Coding region: 105-1100 (331 amino acids)
Biological process (GO): plasmodesmata-mediated intercellular transport
Molecular function (GO): microtubule binding
Source: RefSeq, a predicted model, not a curated record